AUGUCUUCACAACACUGCACCUCGUUAGUGCACGAGGUCACUACCACAUAUGUGGCUGCAAAGAUGCCGCCAAAUCUUGUUGGCCUGCCUCCCGAAAUGAUUGAAAACAUCGUCAUCUUCCUGGACAAUGAGGACUUAUAUACUUUCCGUCUUACCUGCAAAGAAAUCAACGCGAAGAGUUUGCCCUUUUUCGGCCGGACUUUCUUCACUGCCAGAACCAUAUGCCUUGGAACGAAUAGCAUUCAAACGGUGUCAAAAAUAUCGGAGCAUCUGGAACUAUCGCGACACAUGCAAAAAUUGGUCAUCGGCUAUGCAUACCUUUCUCAAAUCACUGUCGAAGAUGCUUUCGAGGAGCAUGAAUGGACAGAAGAUAUUGCAAAGCUCGACCCCGACGAUGGAGCAAAUAAGGCUAUUAAGAAAUUCAAAGACACCUUCUUGAUUUGCCUCGAAAAGCAGAAUUCAUUGAGGUCUGGUGACCUUGAAACUGCUAGGCUCACCACUGCCUUCAACAAUUUCUCCAGAUUGGAUGCAAUUGAUCUGCAUAUGCGUAGAACAGAAACGCAUACGGCGCUGUACCGGAGCUGGAAUAAGUUAGUCAGUUACGAACCUUUCAACAGAAUGGUCAACUGGUUUGUGGAGCCUCUCAUAGCGACCAAAUCGCUGCCGCUACAACCAUUACAGCGCUGA
Molecule: messenger RNA, 687 nt
Organism: Aplosporella prunicola CBS 121167
Lineage: Eukaryota; Fungi; Ascomycota; Dothideomycetes; Botryosphaeriales; Aplosporellaceae
Exons: 2
Coding region: 1-687 (228 amino acids)
Molecular function (GO): protein binding
Source: RefSeq, a predicted model, not a curated record